Messenger RNA from Sciurus carolinensis (gray squirrel), 1977 nucleotides. RefSeq names its product V-set immunoregulatory receptor (gene Vsir). The transcript has 7 exons. Lineage: Eukaryota; Metazoa; Chordata; Mammalia; Rodentia; Sciuridae. Gene Ontology annotation, biological process: positive regulation of regulatory T cell differentiation; regulation of immune response; negative regulation of CD4-positive, alpha-beta T cell proliferation. Gene Ontology annotation, cellular component: plasma membrane. The record is from RefSeq and is a predicted model, not a curated record. Bases 136 to 1071 code for a protein of 311 amino acids.
CGGCCGCCCGCCGCUCACUGGCUCUGCACUCACUCGGGAGGCUGCCCCGGCCAGCUGCGCGCUCCGGCAGUGAUCCUGAGCGCCCACCGCCCGCUCCGUCCCGCUGUGCCAGACACCGCUCUGCCCCACCGUGACAUGGGCGUCACCUGGGUCCCUGAGGCCGGUGGCUGGCGCUGGGGGCCCCUGCUCCUCGCUCUCUUCCUGGCUGCGUCCCGAGGUCUGGUGGCAGCCUUCAAGGUGGCCACGCCAUAUUCCCUGUACAUGUGUCCCGAGGGACAGAACGUCACCCUCACCUGCAGGCUCUUGGGCCCUGUGUCCAAAGGGCACGACGUGACCUUCUACAAGACGUGGUACCGCAGCUCGCGGGGUGAGGUCCAAGUCUGCUCGGAGCACCGACCCAUCCGCAACCUCACGCUGCAGAACCUUCGCCUGCACCACUGGGACCACCACGCCGCCAAUGGCAGCCAGGACCUGGCCCAGAGCCGCGGGGUGGCGUCAGCCUCUGACCACCACGGCAACUUCUCCAUCACCUUGCGCAACCUGACCCUGGGGGACAGCGGCCUCUACUGUUGCCUGGUGGUGGAGAUCAGGCACCACCACCCGGAACACAGGGUCCAUGGGGCCAUGGAGCUGCAGGUGCAGAGAGGCAAAGACAGUCCAUCCAAAUGCAUCCUGUAUCCAUCCUCCCCUGGGGAGAGUGAAAACAUCACGGCUGCAGCCCUGGCUACGGGCGCCUGCAUCGUGGGGAUCCUCUGCCUGCCGCUCAUCCUGCUCCUGGUCUACAAGCAGAGGCAGGCCGCCUCCCACCGCCGUGCCCAGGAGUUGGUGCGAAUGGACAGCAACACCCAAGGAAUCGAAAAUCCUGGCUUUGAGGCCUCUCCACCUGCCCAGGGGAUGCCCGAGGCCAAGGCCAGGCCCCCGCUGUCCUAUGUGGCCCAGCGUCAGCCUUCUGAGUCUGGACGGCACCUGCUCUCCGAGCCCAGCACUCCCCUGUCUCCUCCUGGCCCUGGGGACGUCUUCUUCCCGUCCCUGGACCCCGUUCCUGACUCUCCAAAUUUUGAGGCCAUCUAGCCCAGCGGGCAGCAGAGGCUGGGUCCGGGGCAGGUGCAACUGAGCCAGGGCUGGCCCUGUGAGUGUCCUCGGCCCCUCCCUCCUGCUCUGAGCCCAGACUCUGCUUUACCCCCAAUGCCUGGACCCUCCACCACUCUGGAUGCUCCGUGAGGGAGGGGAGAAGGUGCUGGACCUCUCACUCCUGUCCAAGGAUGUUGGGGUGCGGAUUCUUCCAGAGACCUGAAAUCGCCAGAUGCCAAAUGAUCUACUUCCUAAGAGGUCCCAGAUCUUCCAGUUCCCCAGCAGCCUCUUGCCCGGGGAUAGGAGUCUUGGGACCUGGCGGCAUGGAGGGGCUGAGGUGGGCACUGGCCUGGUCUCCUCAGUGGCUCCGGCCCAGGCAUGAGAUGCAGGACAUGCUGUGGAGAGACGCUGGCCCACGGUGGCUGGCCUGGCUCCCUGUCUGACCUGAGCUGGUGCUCUGUGGACCUCGCUCUCUGCACCCCUGGGGCUCUGGGGCCGAGCUGCCCCUCCCCCACCACUGGAACUUCCCCAGCUCCUCCCACCAGCGGAGUCACUGAGGAUCUGUCAACAGGUUAAGUGCAUCCGGGGCUCCCACUGCCUGCGCUGGGUCCUCAGAGGCCCCCAAAUGGGAAGUGCGUGCUGGGGCCGAGUGGUCACUGUGAACCCACUGGUGUCUUGAGCAAUUCGAGGCUGGGCCAGAGGUUGCGCCACUCAUCACAGAUGACGGCAAGGGAGGGAGGGUGGGGCCUUUUGGGAAUGUGAGUGGAGCAGGACCCCUCCCUGCCCUCCCUGUCCCUUGUUCCCACUGCUCAGCAUGGUCAGUAGCAAGGGUGUCCUUACUGGGAUACUUUUGAGUGUGAAAAGGGGGUGCUAUUAAAAGGACAUGGGCAACAGGUGCAAACCCCA